Nymphaea colorata (pocket water lily) is the source of this 742-nucleotide messenger RNA. Its product is annotated as heavy metal-associated isoprenylated plant protein 39. The record is from RefSeq and is a predicted model, not a curated record. The transcript is spliced from 3 exons. Bases 131 to 460 code for a protein of 109 amino acids. Gene Ontology annotation, molecular function: metal ion binding. Lineage: Eukaryota; Viridiplantae; Streptophyta; Magnoliopsida; Nymphaeales; Nymphaeaceae.
AUCCGCCUCCCAGCUUCUCCUCUGAUAAAUGCCACAACACAACUGACUGGAGGCAGAGGUGCGAAGAAAGAGCGAGCGAGCGAGAGAAGAGACGGCGGAGAAAGUCGCUUCUUCUCUCAAAUUAGCGAAAAUGGUGCAGCAAAAAGUGGUGAUCAGGCUCCCGGCGAUGAGCGACACGAAGACGAAGCAGAAGGCGAUGGAGGCCGUCGCCGAAGUAUACGGCGUCGACUCCAUUGCUGCUGAUACGAAGGAGCAGAAGGUCACGGUGAUAGGCGAAAUGGACCCAGUUAAAGUGGCCAAGAAACUGAAGAAAAUUGGCACCGUAGAGUUGGUCUCUGUUGGGCCAGCGAAGGAGGAGAAGAAAGAGGAGAAGAAGGAGGAGAAGAAAGAAGAGAAAAAGGAAGGUAAGGAGGAGAAGAAGGAAGAGAAGAAGGAAGAGAAGAAGGAUGAGAAGAAGUAGAUGUGUCGUACAGAGAGAGAGAGAGAGAGAGUAUGACGGAAAGACCUAUCUGCAGACAAAGGCAGAGCCGGUCAUUGCAGAUCUGCCAGUAAUAGAGGGCUCAUUCUGCAAAAGUGCUUUUUGUGUAUGACCAGUGGUUCUACAUCUUGCAAUAUUUUCUGAGAAAAACUGCUACUUUACCUCUGGUUGAUGUCUCAACUCUGCAGCUGCAGGAACCCAGUUUCUUGAAUAGCACUCAAAGUAUAAUACAAUGUCUACAGUUUCAUGAUCGAUUUUAUACAA